Chroicocephalus ridibundus (black-headed gull) is the source of this 5815-nucleotide messenger RNA. Its product is annotated as protein mono-ADP-ribosyltransferase PARP12-like. The transcript is spliced from 12 exons. NCBI's taxonomy places the organism in Eukaryota, Metazoa, Chordata, Aves, Charadriiformes, Laridae. Bases 99 to 2105 code for a protein of 668 amino acids. Gene Ontology annotation, cellular component: nucleus. The record is from RefSeq and is a predicted model, not a curated record. Gene Ontology annotation, molecular function: NAD+-protein mono-ADP-ribosyltransferase activity; NAD+ poly-ADP-ribosyltransferase activity; metal ion binding.
CGUUUUCGUUUCCUCGUCCUGGCGAGCGGAGCGUCCCGGGGCGGGGCUGUUCGGGGCCGUCCCGCUUAGCGCAGCUCCGGCCCGGGGAGGCAGCGGCUAUGGCGUUGGCCGUCCAAGUUCUGCGGCUGCUGUGCGACAGCGGCGGCUGCCUGGAGCAAGGCGAGCUCCAGCGGCGGCUGCCGGGCCGGCCCACGGCGGAGCAGAUGGCGCUGGUGCUGCGGGACGCGCAGCGGUUCACGCUGGUGCGGCGGACCGGCGAGGCGGGGGCGGCGACGGUGGUGGUGGCCACUAGCCCCGUUCGGCUGUGCCAGGAGCACGGCGCGGGCUGCGAGGGGCAAUGCGGGCGGCUGCACCUCUGCAAGUACCACCUGAAGGGACUCUGCCGCAACCAGCGAGCCAGGAAGGAAUGCAGGUUUGUUCACAACUUCCACUCAGACCACAAUCUCUGUGUUCUAAAGGAAUAUGGACUUGAGUGUUUAAACAGUGAUGAACUUCGCCAGCUUUUACUUCAAAAUGACCCUUCCCUCUUACCAGAGGUGUGCUUGCAUUAUAACAAAGGUGAUGGACCUUCUGGAUCUUGUACCUAUAAGAAGAUCUGCACCAAACUGCAUGUUUGCCAGUACUUUUUGCAGGGACAGUGCAGAUUUGGCAGCAGCUGCAAGCGAUCCCAUGACUUAUUUAAGUCAGAAUGUUAUGAGAAACUGGAGAGACAGGGAAUGAGCUCAAACAUUAUUGAGAAACUACCCUCCAUUUAUAGGAAUAUGUAUGACAUAAAAAAUGGCAACAGGAACACGUGUGACGUAGAAGAUGCCAAGUCUUCUCCAUGCAAAGAGAGAAAACACAGUUCUAGCCGAGAGUCCUCAACUACAGAUGGUGAUGGAUUGGAACAGAUCUGUUUAUAUCACCUGUACCGAAGUUGUGGCUUUAAAGACAAGUGUAUCAGAACUCAUUUUCACUUGCCAUAUAGAUGGCAGAUCUCUGAUGGUAAUACCUGGAAGGACUUCAAGAAUAUGGAAGAAAUAGAAAAAGCAUAUUGUGAUCCCCAUAACACCAGAUUUAAUAAUGGUGUUACUGAAAGUGGCUCUGUGUUGUCACGUAUCUGUUUUGUGAAUAUGUGCUGUGGGUUUGCAAAGGUUAGACGUCUUUCUACGCCCUCCUCUGUGACCAAACCCUCUCACUUCAUUCUUACAACAGAAUGGAUCUGGUACUGGAAAGAUGAAUACGGCCGGUGGAAGGAGUACGGAAAAAAAGAUGAUGAUCAUGCAGCUGCCACCAUCUCCAGUGAAGACCUGGAGAAAGUUUAUAUAGCCGAAAGUUCUCCAAAGCUGAACUUCAAAGCUGGAAGACAUGAAUAUGAAGUUGAUCUUGGAGCCAUGAUUCAGAAAAACCUUCACUACACAACAGAGAGAGAGAUUUGCAGAAGACCUAAAUUUGUCUCACAGGCAGAAGUAGAAAUGACAAGAGCAAGGGGCUUUAAACAUACAGAAGAGUUUAGGGGCAUUCCAGCUCACUGGGACAAAUCUGCCCUGCCUGAACUGGGAUUCAAGCUGGUUGAGCUUGACAGUUCUUCUGAAGAAUACAAGAAAGUCAAGGGGGACUUUCAACGCACAAUGCCCAAAAAAGUUAUUAAAAGGAUUUGUAGAGUUCAGAACCCAUCUCUCUGGGAACUGUAUCAAUGGCAGAAGGAACAAAUGCAGAAGACAAAUGGUGGAAAGGCCGUGGAUGAGCGAUUUUUAUUUCAUGGGACCAGUAAAAAAUACAUUCAUGCCAUCUGUCAGCAAAACUUUGACUGGAGGAUCUGUGGCCUUCAUGGGACAGUCUACGGCAGAGGAAGCUAUUUUGCAAGGGAUGCAUCUUAUUCUGACAACUACUGCACGGAAGACUUACACACCAAAACCAUGUUUCUGGCACGGGUGCUGGUGGGAGAGUUCACUCCUGGUAUUUCUUCUUAUAUUCGGCCUCCCUUGAAGGACAACCAAAACUUUUAUGACAGUUGUGUGAAUUGCUCUUCAAACCCUUCUAUCUUUGUCAUCUUUGAGAAGCAGCAGAUUUACCCAGAAUAUCUCAUAGAAUACACUGACCAGGCAUUCGCAAAAAUGCUAUAGCAGCAAAACCUCUUAUCAUUAUGUUUAGCUGGUAUAAACAUUUUUUUUAGUGUUGGCUUAAGGGGAGAAAAAGUGAUUUUUAGAAGCUGUGUAAUUAGUAGGUGAGUGUUCAGAAACAUGCUCUGGCCUUCCUGCGCAAUAGAAAACAAGGGGUAAAAAGACACACAGGAUGUCUUAGAACUCUUAAAAUCCUAAUGUCUGUCUGCUGUUCUUUAGCAGAUAUCACGUUUCCCUGCAUUACUAGUGACUUUAAUUUGUUGAAUUCACUGAUGGUUGUAACAUGAGCACAGGUUAUGACUGCCAAGUUUAGACAAUAUUUAGUUAUAAUUGUUUCAGGACAGAUCUUUACAUGUUCUUGUUGGUCAGAGGUUGUCUCCUUCUACCUGUUUAUCUUUUUAACUCAAAAUUUGAUAAAACCCACUUUUUUUAAUAAUCUGUUUCCUGUAACAGUAGACAUCCAAGUGUUUGCAAAUGAGACUGUACAGUCCUUGUCUCUAUGCUCUACUCAUCGCAUAAAUUCUUAGCAGCACUGUUUUUUUGGUCCCUACUUAAUCUUCACCAACAAAGCCUCAAAAAUUAAACUUACUUGUUGAAAAGGAACAGGGACUUAUUUAUAUUUGUUAAUUUUCUCAUUUAAAACAAGUAUCAAAAACAGGAAGCAUAGCAGGGGUUUCUUGGUGUGCCCUACUCAGUUGACUUACUCUAUUAAAUAAAUGAUGUGGUUUAGGUCUGUGAUAACACAAGUUUUUCAUGACUUUCACUGUGCCUACAAAUGAGAGCGUGCUGGCAGGUGCCAGGGGGAAGACAAGCAGGCAACUCACCCUGUCAUUUAAGAAUAUAAUACUUAGGAGUGAAAUACACUGCUUGCACUGCUUGAUUAGCAGUACUCGGUUUCUGUGGAGCAACUUUAUGUUUCUCUGAGUGAGUGUCUCUCGUUAGGUGCAUUGCCCUUUUGGUUGCAGGAGAUACACUGGUUACCUGUGUAAUCAAGGUGUCUUUGGACUUUCUUGCAGGAAAAACGUGCUUACCUGGGUGCGGUCUUCAGCCACAGAGCUGAAACCUUUAAAAAUCUGAAGACUAAGUUGAAUAUUUAAUCGUUCCCAGCAAAAGAUGUUACUAGUGUUGAGCUGUCAGCAUACAUGCAUGCAGAUAAUAAAAAAAUUUGAACUGUCAAGCAUUUCUUAUGAUUAAAGUUGCUGAUGCAUAGACAGAUACUUUACCACAGCUUUAAUGCUCUUAAAUGACUAUGUUAGCUACAGAGUACGCAAAAGCCUUAAGAUAUACUUUGUAUAGGACAAAAAAAAAGCUCAUCUCUACUUGUAUUGUAGAAGCACUUCUUUUUAAUUCAUCUGGAUGAGGAUUGACAGGUGUACACUGGGUAACUAUUACUUCAUCACUGUGAAGCAGGAGCUUAGCCAUGAUUAGCUGGAGUAAGGUUGUGCAGAACUCUGUUUUAUAUGUAAAAUUGGCAGCGUGCUAUCUAAAGGAAAAUACUCCUAUUCGUGUUUAAACCCAGUAAAACAUGGAAUGUGGAAAAGUGAGUUGACUGUAUUCUUUCUUUUGGAAGAUUUUUAAUAGAACAUACAUGAUAAAUCUCAUGUAAGCAAAUCUUAUAUUCAUUGAGGAGGAUAACAUUAUGUAUGAAAGCUUUUAUAUCUGUGCAGAUUUUUCUGGCAAAACAAAAAACGUGUUCAUCUACAUGUUCAUGGCAAAUGAGAAUAAUGCUACUAUGCUUUUCUUCCUCUGAACAUAACCAGCAUUUCAGCUAAAAACUGGAAUAGCUAAAGUCAUGUUAAUCUUUUGCCAGAAAAUUGAAACAAACAUUUUUUUUUUUUAAUGCAAAGAGUUGGGAUAUUUUUUAAUAACAUUUUUGAUGGCUAGUAAUAUUUUUGAAACCUCUAACUUCAUUCUUGGAGGGGAUGCGUAAGGGUGUGUGUAUCUGUGUAAGUAAUAACUGGAGUAAAAUGGCUGGUUGUGAUACUUUGUCAUCUGUUAUUUCGCCAUUAACACACAGAAAAGUUACCAUGUUUUUCACUUUUGAAACUGUACUGGUAACUUUCUUGUGUGUGGUAAAUAAAGAGGUAUUCAAACCACUAAAUUCCUUGUAAUGGUUUUCUCUCUCUCAAUACUAAAAGCACCAUGUUUCUGAGUUCUUGGAGACUGUCUUAAAGAUGCUGCUGUUUAUUAAUGGAGUCCCUGUACAGCUGCUUGGCUUGCAUUUGGAAAUGAACACAUUAAAGAGUUGUUUGCAUUAAAUCUAAACUUUAGAUGAAAAUUGAUAUUGAACCUCUUUUCUGAGUCAGGAGGAUAUCUCCUGGCUGCUUAAGACAAGAAGCUAAUCAGGAACAGUGUAGUAAUCUCUCCCUCACUCCUACACCACGUGAGAAGAAAGAUAAGCUGUGAAGGUUGUUUCCGUUUUUGGUAACAGAUCCAUCCUGGCAAGACAGACGGCAAGCCAGCAGAAGCCAAGCAACUUUGCUACACCAGCAGUGGAGCUUGGUUGUUUAUGAGCCCCUGGCACUCCCACCACCCCCACCCACUGGGCUAGGCAGGGGUCUGGCAGCCAGCCAAGGUCAACCCACCACACCAUGUAAUGAGUUUCACCUGUAGUCAGGUUCAUCAUGAUGUUCUGCCUAGGUCUCAUAAGAUGUGGGUAUCAAAAAUUCUGUCUAUAAGCAACAGCAGCAGCAAGGGAGUGGCAGCGCGCUACCCAGUUCGGAUACCUGCAGCCUGGUGAAGUACGGGUGGUAGGUAAGAGGAACUUAGGUGGAUGGCAUGUACCGGCUAUGGGGGUGUGCUCAGUGCUGUUUGGCUUGGAAAACUCUUUGCUGCUUAGAAGCCAUUGCUCAGAGCUGCCUUUCAGCCAACGGGCAAGUGGGAGUUGUAGAAAUGCUGCUUUACUUGGAGCACUUCCAGCACAAAAUCCAGGAGGGAUGGCUGUUACAUGGCCAGAGUUACUGGUGCUCACCUCUUUUACCCGAGGAUAGGCUUCGUGGGCUAGAAUAGCUCCCCAUACUUCUUGUUUGAGGCCUGGUCACAAAAUCCUCUCUACUUGCAAAAAUCCUAGCAAUUGAGGGACUCCUGCCCCUGCCUUGAAAGCAGCCAUAGCACCCAGCAGUGCAGGGAGCAAGCAUCUUUCCAAAAAGUCUGCUCAGUCUCUGUCAGAAGAAAGACAGUGGGGCCAGUGCCAACCAAGCAAUGAAAUGAACAGUUUAUAAGUCAACUUUAGAUUCUUUUAGCAUAUUUACUACUGUAAAUGCACAGAAGAGUCCGGUAUUAGGUGAUGCUGUGUCCAAGAUGGAAAUAUCAUUUAACGAAAGGGAAACGAGAAGGUGGUCAUUUCAGAAAGUAUCACACACGGAGAGGAAAUUCUGCAGUUUAAUGCCAGGUAAGAAUAGAUAGUUCAAAUUUGCAAUCAGUGAAGCAUAAUAAUUUCAAACACCUAGCUCCGUUAUUCUAGACAGACUAUUUAUAAAGUACAAAACUGUAAAGGUUUUCUAUAUCAGCAGUCUCAUUAAAAAUACCAUUUUAUACUGAUAGCUUUCUGUAAUCUUUGCGAAGUCCCAGAUGUUUUUAAUAGAAGCUUUCCUUUUCCAAGCAGCCUUUGCUUCGUGUCAGCUGUCAGAGAGUGACUAAGUCCCUUUUGUAAAACAGACGUGCCCGAUUUCAAACAAACCCACAGCGCAGCAAUGCGAGACAACACACUUACU